Ostrinia nubilalis (European corn borer) is the source of this 1310-nucleotide messenger RNA. RefSeq names its product mediator of RNA polymerase II transcription subunit 13-like. The record is from RefSeq and is a predicted model, not a curated record. Gene Ontology annotation, biological process: positive regulation of transcription by RNA polymerase II. Gene Ontology annotation, molecular function: transcription coactivator activity. Gene Ontology annotation, cellular component: mediator complex. Bases 156 to 1310 code for a protein of 384 amino acids. Lineage: Eukaryota; Metazoa; Arthropoda; Insecta; Lepidoptera; Crambidae. The transcript is spliced from 9 exons.
UUGGGUUGUUGUUUCCUAUCCGCCAUCUUCCAGUCGCCAUUGAAAGGUGAAAACUACGCUAAAUGUCGGUGAUGAUUUUAAGAUUUUGAGUGGUUUCUUUAAGAUUGAACCUGUUUUUAGUGUUGUGAAAUGAAAAUGAAGUGUCCAGGACUACCAUGACGCAUCAAAAUCACCAAACAAACGGUGCAAGUCUCGAGGAUUGCCACACAAACUUCUUCGCCUUGACGGAGCUGUAUGGCAUAAAAUGGCGUAAGCUGGUAUGGGGCGAGACAACCGGCGGCGGCGACGGCGAGGAGGGCGCGGCGCCGCUCGCGGAUCCUGUCAUCAGCUCCUACGCGCGCUGCCUGGCGGGCGACAUCUUAUGCGUGUGGCGCCGCGUGCCGGCGCCGCAGCCGCCGCCCGACAACAUCUACGAGACGCCGGCGCCCGCGCCGCCGCCGCCGCUCUCACUGCGCGCCGCCAAGGAACUCUGGAUCUUCUGGUACGGCGAGGAGCCGGACCUGAAUGGCUUGGUUGCGCCGGAGCUGAUCGCCAGCCAAGGCGAUCAGGGGUCGUGGGAGAGCGGCCUCUCUUACGAGUGCCGCUCGUUGCUGUUCAAGGCUCUCCAUAACCUCAUUGAAAGAUGCCUGCUGUCAAGGGACUUCGUGAGGCUCGGAAAGUGGUUCGUGCAGCCGUACGAUGGAGACGAGGAGGAUGUCGGCAAGAGCCCGUGGCACCUGUCGUUCUCGUUUGCGUUUUUCCUGCACGGCGAGAGCACGGUGUGCGCGUCCGUCGACGUGCGCCAGCACCCGCCCGUGCGCACGCUCACCGCCAAGCGGCUGGCCAAGCUGAGCGCCUCGGAUAGCCAAGCAGACGCCAAGGUGAUCCUGGCGCCGUUCGGGCUGGAGGGCACGCUGACGGGGCGCGAGUGGAGCGACAGCGACGCCGCCACCGCGCGCCUGCUCGACGCCUGGCGCCAGCUCUACCCGCUCGAGCAGGGCUGCGGCGCUGUCGAGGUGGUGUGCGGCGCGGCUCGCAUGCGUUACCCGGCUGCGUACGCGUUGGAGACGGAUAUGCGCGCGCCGCCCGCGCCGCCCGCGCCCGCGCACGCGCUCGCCACGCGCGCGCUACACGCGCUCACCACGCCGCGCCCGCACCAGACGGCGGAACUGUGCUACAGCACGCCGGCCGCCGAAGAUUUCGUGGAGCCGACGCGGAAAGUGCCGUGUUCCUGCGCCAAGUGGCGCCGCCGCCGCGGCCCGCGCCCCGCGCCCUUCCACCGCCGCGCGCCGCCGCCGCGCCCCGCGCCCCACCCACCGCCCGCCGAGUGA